Mesorhabditis spiculigera is the source of this 870-nucleotide messenger RNA. The record is from the annotation of a GenBank genome assembly. NCBI's taxonomy places the organism in Eukaryota, Metazoa, Nematoda, Chromadorea, Rhabditida, Rhabditidae.
AUGAUCCUCGACGGGCCCUCGUUUAGCGGUGCGAUGCCUGAGUGCAGCCAGACCAGUGAACUAGUGGAUGCUAUGCCAGAAGAUGACCCAAAUGGCAAUGUGAAUGUCCAGAUGGGAGCCGCUGCCCCCAGAUGGGGCCCGCAACAUGCCGGCGCGAAGCAGCUGGCUGGAAUGUAUAGCAAAGAAAAACGACGACAAGAAGCCAUAUCAGUCGUGGUUGGAACGAUAUUGUUCUCUUUAAUGCUAGUCCGCCUCCUAUCUACCUGGCGAGUCGACUAUUGGAUGACUAUGCCCAUAGCCGCACUGCUUGGUAUCCUCACAGCAGAUUUCGUUUCCGGGCUGGUGCACUGGGGCGCAGAUACCUUCGGCAGUGUGGAGACGCUCAUCGGGAGGAGCUUUAUCCGCCCAUUUCGGGAGCACCACGUUGACCCGACGGCCAUCACCAGGCACGACUUCAUUGAGUGCAACGGCGACAAUUUUCUGGUGUGCAUCCCCAACCUGGCCCACAUGCUCUACCAGCAUUUGACGUACAGCGCCGAGGAUUUGCACAACUGGGCCUUCUUCCACUGGUACCUCAUAUUUCUGGGCGUCUACUCGGCAAUGACAAAUCAGAUUCACAAAUGGUCACACACGUAUUUCGGGCUGUCCCCGUGGGUGGUGGCUCUUCAGAAGGCGCAUAUCAUAUUGCCUCGCAAUCAUCAUAAGAUCCACCACAUCUCACCCCACGCCUGCUACUAUUGUAUCACGACCGGGUGGCUGAAUCAACCGCUCGACUUUAUCAACUUUUGGCGAAGAGCCGAGACCGUCGUCACGUAUUUCACCGGGAUGAAGCCGCGCGAGGAUGACAUGAAAUGGGCGACAAAGUUCAAA